GGAGGUGGAGAGGGGAGCUAUAUAAAAGCUCAGCGGCAGACAGUGGAGGUGUGCUAACCGAAAAGAAGCUCACAUGUCGGGGGAAAACAAGCGCCGAGCUCCGCUUCUUUAGGUUCCGGAGGGGCGCGCGGAACUCGCUGCUGCCUCGUUAACGAUCAACUUCAUCCCAGAAGACACAUUUUUGACGUAUUUAGAGAGAAACUGGGGCUUUUUGACUACCAACUUCUGCCAAAUUAAGAAAAUAAAAGCAUGAUGGAAAACUGGAGCAGAUGGAGCACGGUUGGAUGUAAAUGGCUGAGAAACUCGCUGCUGCUAUGUUUAUUAUCUGGUGGUACGGAGGCCCACUGUGAAGGUUGUACAGAGUACUGCUGUGAUGGAUCACCACCUUUCUGCUGCUCCUACUACGCCUAUGUGGGGGAUGUCCUCUCGGGCACUGCUAUCUCCGGUAUCGUGUUCGGCGUGGUGUUUCUGAUGGGAGCGGUGGCGGCCUUGUUCCUGUGCAUGUGUGUGUGCUUGAAGAACAGGCGUGGCACUCGGGUCGGAGUGUUCCGGACCUCCUACAUCAACACGGUGACCCAGGGCUAUCCAGAUUCUCCUCCGCCAUACAGUUACAGUUACGAGAUGUACCCCCAGCCUGUGCACCCCCCACCCUACACCCCAGAUAUUCCUCCGGAGCGUAGCUACUCCCCACCUCCACCUUACCCAGGACACACCCUCAAGUGAAUCCCAAUCCUUUGGAUUUGGACCUGGAGGCGGCUUCGCAUCCAACAUUGUUUUAAUCCUUUUAGAAAACUUGAAUAACAGAUGUUGAAAAGAGGCUUGAAGUAUGAGCAGCAAUGAUGGGAAAUAAUGAUCCAAGGAAAAUGUGGGUCAAGAAGGAGGCUGCUGCUGCUCAGUAAUAAUGAAAAUGACUCCAAACCAGCUGUGCCUGGCUUUGAUGAAGGUGAAGACCACACCACCAAGGAAGGGGAGCCUGUCACCACCACUGGAGUCACUCUGAGCAGAUGACAGACUUUUCUGUUUCACAUGCUGAUUUUAAACGUGACGUUUAAACGACUGGAGUGGUUUUUAAAUGAGAAACUUGAUGUGCAAGGCCUGGAUGUGUGCUGUGCAGUCACACAUAAUCUGAAAUGAUUUAACUGUGAAUGUUUUUUUUACUUGUUUAUGACUGUUGUGAAUCAAAGAUGAUUUUUUAAAUAAACACUGGUUACAGUUU
Molecule: messenger RNA, 1216 nt
Organism: Nothobranchius furzeri (turquoise killifish)
Lineage: Eukaryota; Metazoa; Chordata; Actinopteri; Cyprinodontiformes; Nothobranchiidae
Gene: cyyr1
Product: cysteine/tyrosine-rich 1
Source: RefSeq, a predicted model, not a curated record